GAUGAGUCAUCCUCUGUUCUUACGCAUACUCGCCGAUGUUGAACGCGGAGUUCCUUGGUUCAACCAACGGUUUGAUGCGAGAGGCCGACGCAGGUUUAGUAGCGUCCAAAAGUGAACUGCCGCGCUCCGUCAGUUGGCGUACGGGACGACAAUCCGAUAUGUUCGACGAAUACUUAAAGAUGUCUGCUCGGAGCAUCAGGUCCUGUGUUUAUAAAUUUUCAAAAGCUAUUAUUCAAAUUUAUCAUAAAAGAUAUUUACGCAAGCCUACAGCGAGCGACAUCCAGCAGCCCUUCAGAACUUUGGACAUUUCAUGUCCAUGUUCCAGCAACCGGGAGGGUUUUCACAUUUCAAUCCGGGAUUAUUCUCGCAAUCCACGCCUCAAACUAAUGUCAUUCGCCCGAUCGUUCCGACAAACCUGAUCGGGGAGAUGGAUAAAGCGGGCCCGUCCCGGUCUAGGAGAAGUCGGUCCCGUAGGUCACAAACAAAAGUGACCUCGGACAGAAACGUGCGCUCAGUCCACAGCAAGGACGAGGAUUGGGACACUCCCCAAGCGCUCAAAAAAUUGAAGGGAAAGGAUGUUCAACCAGAAGGAUCUAGGAGGUCGGCCUUUCAAAGGCUGGGGCACGAUGGCCGAAAUCAAAACCGGUCAGCAAAGGAACGGUUGGGAGUGGAAACUAUCCCAGCUAGUGUCUUUAAUCGUACGGGGAGAGGAGUCGGACGACCUGGUCAGACCAGGCGGACGGAACCACCCCCACGCGAUGAGCCCCAACACAGCCGGACGCCACGAGAAGGAGAAGCCGAAAGCCACCCCAGACACACGACCCGUUCUCAUGCUGAACAACCACGGGAUCGUGUGGGCCGGGUCGAGGCACGUUUGGAAAAGCUGCAACGCAGGGUAGAUCGGGAGGAGAAGAAGAAGAUUCUGCUGAACGAAUCUCCGUUCACAGACCGGGUUCAUGAGACCCCUUUUCCAAAGAAGGCGAAGCUUGAAGUCCCGAAGUUCACCGGGAAGGAGGACCCGGAAAUUCACAUCAAAACCCUCCAUCAAAGUGGACGGAUGAUGGGUCUUUCCGGGGAUGAGAAUUGUCUACUUUUCUUUCAAACCCUCCGCGGCCGCGCCGCGGAAUGGUUUCAUAACUUACCGGCCGGCGAGAUCGAUUCAUUCGAUGAGCUGGCUGAGGUGUUUCAAGAAAAGUUUAAAGAAAACUGCACUAAGAGGAAGAAGUUCACCUACUUGAGUACAGCCGGGCAGAGAGAACACGAGGAUCUGACCAAAUUCCUUACCCGUUGGAAGGAUGAGGUUGACAAGGUGGAGGAGAUGGACGACAAAACGGCCAUGUCCCUCCUUGUAUCCGGGCUCCGGUCCGGAGAACUUUACAAGGAAUUCUGCAGGAGGCCUCCCCAGUCCUACCAAGAGGCCUACAACACAGCCUGGGAUUAUGCUGACGCCGAAGCACAGGUAUCGUGCAAAAGGGAGGCCGAGCAGGGACAUUCAAAGGGGAAAAUUUCCUUGAAAAAGGAAAUUGACCUUCCCGGUAGGGUGAAGGCGGAAGUCAUGGAAGUAAAGCUGGGCAAAACAGAGAAGAAACCGGCCGGCGAGAAGCAGUGGACGGAGAAGUAUUGCUCCUUUCACAAAACUGACUCCCAUAACACUGCAGAGUGCAACAGUGUGAAGGGAUUAGUAAAGCAGAUGAUUGAGGCCGGAGAGAUUGACCCUGGGUACCUAGCUCAGGCCAAACAAACGAGGAACCAAUGGGUCAGACCUGAAGGACAGCCGGCUGAGCAGUACAAGAAGAAAAAGGCAGCCGGCAAGGAGCAUUUACAGGUUAUCUAUGGUGGGCCGGAAGGGGGAGAUUCUGCUUCCCAAAGGAAGAAAUGGGGAAGAGAACUUUAUGUAGGGACGGUAGCCCUCAACCCCCGGUCAAAACAAGCAAGACGGGAACCGAUCACUUUCACUGACCGGGACCUUCCCGCCACCGGAGAGGAUCACAAUGACCCUCUGGUGAUUACUAUGGACAUGGGUGGAGUCGAUGUAUCCCGGGUACUUGUUGACACGGGCAGCAGUGUUAACAUUCUGUACCUGGAUGCGUUUGAGAAGCUCAAGUUGUGUCGAACACAACUUGAGCCUUUAAAGACUCCCCUGUCUGGGUUCACCGGGGACUCGGUCGAAGCUGAAGGAUCGAUCCUUCUAACUUGUGAACUGGGCACGGGCGAUCAGGUCGUCCAGAAGCAGAUGAGGUUUGUGGUUGUGAACAUCAAAUGUGUUCACAAUGCUAUCUUAGGCCGACCUGGGAUAAACAAGGUCCGUGGGGUCAUAUCCAUGGCCCACCUCUGUAUGAAGUUCUAUACCCCGGGCGGUAUAGGACAAGUCAGGGGAGAUCAAAAAAAGGCCCGGCAUUGCUAUCUGGAGGCUGUAAAGAAAAUGUCAAAGGCCUUUGAGAGAGUCACUUUGGUCUCUCAAGAAGAGGACCGGUCAAAAUUGGAACCGGGUGAUGAGACCGAGCAGAUCGUUCUCCGGGAAGCAUUCCCGGAAAGAAUGGUGAAGAUUGGCAGAGAUCUGCCUGGAGGACUUCGAGAUGAAAUCAUCUCGGUCCUUCGGGAAUAUGCAGACAUUUUCGCUUGGAGUGUGGCGGACAUGCCGGGCAUUGAUCGCUCUGUUAUAUGCCAUCACAUGCUUUCGAAACUAACGCAAGCUUGCCCGGAGCAUGUGUCCAAAUUGGCGAAAAUUGAGAUAUUAGACGUACCAAGUACGGACCGGUUUGAGGUUACAGCCAUCCAACCGGGCCAAAUUUCAUCAUCCGGGAUAAUCGGGGCAGACGAUGAUUGGAGGUACGAGCUCAUGGAGUAUUUGGAGACCGGUCGGAAGCCUAAUGAUGAGGAACGAGCCAGGAAGGUAGUCCUACGGGCUCCACGUUUCCAGGUGAUCGACGGCCACUUAUACAAACGAGCGAUUGGUGGACCACUCUUGCGUUGCCUCACCAAUCCGGAGGCUGAGCGGGUAAUCGCCGAGCCCGGUCUGAAUGAGACUGAGCACCUAGCUGAGCUAAAUCUGGUAGAAGAACGAAGGACCAUAGCAGCUGUCAAGAUGGCCGGCUACCAGCAGUCAGUGAAACGGUAUCAUGAUAACCGGGUAGGGCCGCGGUACUUCCAAGUACAUGAUGAAGUUUUGCGUAGAAGGGAGGCUAGUAAGCCUAAUGAGAGGGGCAAGCUGGUACGAAACUGGGAAGGGCCCUAUCGCAUAAAAGCAGUUGUCAGGCCGGGCACUUACCAGUUGGAAACAAUGGAAGGUGGCCGGGUCGAGCGACAUUGGAACUCUCACCACUUACGAAAAUUUUAUAGAUAAAGUGUAAUGAGUUCCCAGCCAUUAAUAAAAGUUCGUUCUUUUC
This is a messenger RNA of Cuscuta campestris, 3386 nucleotides long. NCBI's taxonomy places the organism in Eukaryota, Viridiplantae, Streptophyta, Magnoliopsida, Solanales, Convolvulaceae. The record is from the annotation of a GenBank genome assembly.